This is a messenger RNA of Miscanthus lutarioriparius, 1251 nucleotides long. Lineage: Eukaryota; Viridiplantae; Streptophyta; Magnoliopsida; Poales; Poaceae. The record is from the annotation of a GenBank genome assembly.
AUGAUCCCCGCGCCCGCGCUCGCUCUCCCUGAUCAUGAUCACGACCUGCCGCGGCUGUCCGUCCCAGCGGUGGCGGACGUGGCCAGCCAGAGCGGCCGCACCGUUGCGUCGUCGGAGGCCAGCUGGAACAGCCGAUCCGGCCUGCUGUCUGCCGGGCACCUGGCCGCGGCCAGGCAGCAACAGCAGACGGGGAGCAUUGGCGCCGGCGCCGCGGCGGGAUAUGGCAGCGAUCAGGGUUACCGCGGCAGCAGGAGGACCGGUGGUGGUUCUGGCCCGCGCUGGACGCUGUUCGGCCGCGACUGCCCCUGCGCCGGCAGGAAGGCGGUCACCGUGGACGUCGCGUCCGAGCCGAGGAGCCCGGCGGAGACGGCGCACUUCCACGCCAAGUUCAGCCCGCAGUGUGCCGUAGAGGAGUGCCUGGAGAGCGCCAUCUUUAAGGUGAAACAACCGUCUCCGUCUCCUCCGAGAGCCGCGACCGAGGAGCCCACCAAUGUGAAGGUCACAGUAACACCGGGGAGCCGCGCGUUCCCUCUCACCGCCGACUUGCCGUUCACCGCUUUAAGCAAUCCCGACAUCGAUCGCCGCGUCCUGAGCUCCGGCGGGUUCACGUUCCCAGCGCUCGGUGCGGCCAGGGUCGUGAGCGGCGGCGGCGGCGGCAUCUUGGACGAGCCGCCGCGCGUGUCGCUGGAGGUGUUCCGCCCCAUCGACGAGGACUCGGUGAUGCUCGCGGACCCUCUGCCCGCCGCCGUGGCUCUGGCGGGCCGCGUCGGGGUGCUCCCGCGCGCCCCACCGGCGGUUGCGGCAUUGGUGGUGGACGAGGAGGCGAUGAGCGACGCGAGCUCGGACCUGUUCGACCUGGAGAGCUUCGCGGCAUCCUCCUCGUACCCGACCACCGUGGUGUGGAGCGUGGCCACGGCCGAGGGUGGCGCGUUCGACGCGGCCAGCGUGGCCAACUUCUCCAGCGCCGCGUCCGCGUGCUGCGUCGACGACCUCCGCUACGUCGUCCCGGAGUCCCCCGAGGCCGGGUUCACCGCCGCCAUGUCCCGCAGCGCCCGCCGGAAGAAGAGCGGCGGCGGCGGUGGCGGGUUCCUCAGCAGCUGCCGGUGCGACAAGGCGGUCAGCGUGGGGCCCACGCCGGUGCGGGUGGUCCGGCCGCCGGCUCACCCGGGCGCGGCAGCAGCCAAGAGGUCCGGUGACGGCGCGUCACGGUACCACCACCACGGCCGCGCUCACGUGCCGGUCCGGACGUGA